AGCCGGGUGCACGGCUUCCCGAAACCCCCGGGCAGAGAUAAAGCUGUAUACAAUAGACAAUUAAGUGUAGAAAGACCUUUGGAGGAACAGAUUGCUGAAGCUGAGGCAGACAAGAAUAGGAAAAUAGCUCCCACAGAAAAUAAGCCAGAGUUCAGGAAUUAUUCCUUUGUUGAUGACCUGAACCUGCUAAAAUCAGUAGCAGAAAGAGAGCGUAAUGAAAGGGAGAGGGAGUCCAUUAGAAGCUCUUUGUAUGAACAGCAACUGGCCAUUGAUGAUGCAGACUCCACCAAGAACCGCAGGCUUGUGGAUGACUAUGACUCCACUAAAAGUGGACUGGAUUAUAAAUUCCAAGAUGAUCCAGAUGGCCUCCAUCAAUUAGAUGGCACUCCUUUGACUGCUGAAGACAUUGUUCAAAAAAUUGCUGCAAGAAUUUAUGAGGAAAAUGAUAGAGGAGUGUUUGACAAGAUUGUUUCAAAACUUCUAAAUCUGGGGCUAAUCACAGAGAGUCAGGCCUAUACCCUGGAAGAUGAAGUGGCAGAGGUUUUACAACAGCUAAUUGCAAAUGAAGCAAAGGAUCGUGAGAAGGAGUCUGAAGAUUUUGAUUACCCUCCAAGCAGAGCAGACAGUGAUACAAAAGAAAAGCAGCAGGAAAGAAUGACACCAAGCAAAGCUGAUCAGGAUAGUUUCAUUAAUGGAGAAAUUGAUGAUACACUGGAUAACACAUGGUCAUCAUCUAAUAUCUUGGAAAGAAGAAAUGAGCUGCCUUCCGAAGAUAAUUUUGAAGACCUCCAAUAUUUUCCAAACUUUUAUGCACUAUUAAAAAGUCUUAAUUCAGAGACGGAGGCAAAAGAGAAGGAGACCUUGAUAACUAUCAUGAAAACGCUGAUUGAUUUUGUGAAGAUGAUGGUUAAAUACGGAACCAUCACACCCGAAGAAGGAGUUUCCUAUCUGGAAAACUUAGAUACAAUGAUAGCUGAGCAGACAAAGAAGAAGCUUGAGAACCCUUCCACUAAAACCAGAACAAAGCUACCAGCAGACAAGAGUAGUGAAGAAGCAGACAGUACAAAGGAAGAAGCAGCUAAAAUGGAAAAGGAAUAUGAAAUCUCAAAGGAUUCUACAAAAAAUGAAGAACAAAAUGCAGCAGGGUACAGUGAAGAGCCCAGAGGGAAAGCUGAGGCAUAUUUGGAAGCAAUCAGGAAGAACAUAGAAUGGCUAAAAAAACACAAUAAACAAGACUAUGAUCUUUCAAAGCUGAGAGAUUUCAUUGAUCAGCAAGCUGAUGCUUAUGUGGACAAGGGCAUCCUGGACAAGGAAGAGGCUGAUGUAAUUAAACGCAUAUAUGGCAGCCUGUAAAAAGCUAGUGGCUGCGAAACAUGUAGAAAACUAGUAUAGCUUUCCCCACUCCUGGCUCAAUGACUUAUGAUUUGUUAUUUUGAAGAUAUCAUUAGAAAUGCUCUGUUUACAUUGUACUGACAACUUUCUAGACUGAAAUGAAGAGCUGUAGUGCUCCAUACACUGACUGCAUACUGUAUUUUCCUACUCACAAAUCGAUCCUAAACAUCAAAUUAUGACACUGAAUCUCUAUUUGACAGGGUAAUUAUUUAUGUAAUGUUAUCUUUGAUUUAUUAUUUGUAUUUGGUUUACUUUUGUAGUUAAACCAAUAAUUUCUGAUGGAAAGUUCUUUUAAUGCUACAUCUUUUCGCUCUCCACUAGCUUUCUAUAGAUGCAACUAUGUAAAGGGCAUUAUUAGAAAAUAGUUCAUAGUUCUCUAAAUAAAAUAUUUGAAAAUAA
Molecule: messenger RNA, 1791 nt
Organism: Antrostomus carolinensis (chuck-will's-widow)
Lineage: Eukaryota; Metazoa; Chordata; Aves; Caprimulgiformes; Caprimulgidae
Gene: SCG3
Product: secretogranin III
Exons: 12
Biological process (GO): protein localization to secretory granule
Cellular component (GO): secretory granule membrane
Source: RefSeq, a predicted model, not a curated record